AUGGAAGACCUCCCAAUGGAUGACAGUCCUGCCAAGCCACACCAGCCACACCAGCCCUUUGAUUACUCCGGGUUUACUUCUUUUGAUACUGCAGACCCCCAGCUGGGGGAAAUUGAGCAUAGCACAGACGACUCGGGACCCUCAACGCCUACCCAGGAUACGCAUCCGUUCGACGAUAGUAAUGAUAACAUUCGAGUUAUCAAGCCCUAUGAUAUUGAAGAACCCGACGAUGAGUUAGAAUCUAGCGUGCAAAAGGUAGAUCGAUUGUGUCUACCAGAUCGGUUCGAACGAUGGCAGCGUGACUUGACAGACUACCUCGAUGACAUGGACGAUCAACCAGUUGGGUCUAAUCGCAAUGCAAUCCGCCCAAUGCGAAAGAGAGGACAGAAGAGAAAGCCAGCCUACAGCACUCUCGCUACACAGCAGUACAAUCCGCCCUUCAAACAAAGAUACGCAUCGGCCGAGACCCAGCCUCAAGUGGAUGAGCACCCCCCAAAAAGCGAAGGCGCGAAUAAAAGCUCAAGUUCCGAUUCCGAGACACAAUCAAUGGACCUGAGUGGCAACGAGACCGGGAACAACUCACCCAUGGCCGAUGAGAUGGAUCUCGAUUGA
Penicillium robsamsonii is the source of this 612-nucleotide messenger RNA. RefSeq lists its product as uncharacterized. The transcript is spliced from 2 exons. Lineage: Eukaryota; Fungi; Ascomycota; Eurotiomycetes; Eurotiales; Aspergillaceae. The coding region runs from base 1 to 612 and encodes 203 amino acids. The record is from RefSeq and is a predicted model, not a curated record.